CUCAAGAAAGAAUGUUGGUGUACAUUAUAACAUGAAAUAUAUUUUACAGAGAAAGGCAAGAGAACAAGAAGUCCCGGAUAUACUCCAAUAGCCUAUCUUGGAGAAAUUUUGUUAUGUAGGUAGUUAGUUAGUUUCACUUUUCCGUUUGUUUUUUCAGUUUAAAAAAAAUGCUUGGUCACUCUCUACACCAGUAGGUGGCGGUAACGAGCGAAUGUAGUGUUUGCUAACCGCCUUGAAACUAGAAGAAGGAGAAGCAGAAGAAAAGAUUCAGUCGUCAGCAAAGUGACUCGGUCUAAAAUGAACAAUUUGGACAGUUUGAAUACGUUUUUGACAGAUCGCUUAAUGACAGUCGCUGGAGAGAUAUUCCAAGUGUUUAAAGACGCGUUUAGUGAAUAUCAGUGUGAAAUAGAGCGAAUGAAAGAGGAGAACCGGUGUCUAAGAGAAGCGCUGGCUGAAAUAUACAACAGUGUUCAAGAGCGAGCAGAGAAGCACAGUUUAAACCAGAGAGCCCUGAACACUGACACCUGCGACAUACAAGUGAAACUGGAAUUAGAAGCGAGUCCAUCUGAUCCACAACAGUCUCAGAGUCAUCCACCCAGAGGCACGCCAAAGCAUGAUCAUACUGUUCAUGAUCUGGACCCAGAAUCGAGUUUUUCAGAGAAAACUGGGCUCAGGGAUGAAAACGAGGACAGCAGCAGCAGCAGCAGCCUACACACAGGCUCAUCGGUCACGGUCAAGGCAGAGCCGUGUGCAUCUCAAAAUGUCUGCUUUGCAGAAGUUAAAAACGAAGCUGAAGGCGAUCAGGCAAGAGACCAAGAAGAACCUCUUUCCUGCACUUAUUGCGACCAAACAUUCACUGAGGUUCCUCAGCUAGCGUCACACGUGCAGAGUCACAUGGCAUUGUUUACCUGUGAGGUCUGCAGAAAGUCCUUCAAGCAGAAAGGAACGCUGAAAACGCACAUGAUCGUGCACCAGAAAGAAAGACCUUUUGCCUGUGGGUAUUGUAUAAAGCGGUUCAAGCUGAAAAGUCACCUGAAAGAGCACGAGAGGAUACACACGGGUGAAAAACCUUUCAGCUGCCCGGUGUGCAUGAUGUCUUUUACUCGCUCCAAUCCUAUGAAGAUACACCUUCGGAAUCAUCAUCGGGAACAGAUAUUACUCGAUCAGUAGAGCAAGAAUCAAGGCUGGAAAUAUUAGACGUGUGGAUAAAUUCCACUGUCAGUUCAUCUGUUGUUUCUUUUGUUACUUUGACGGUCUUUACUAAGGCACCUCAGCGGCUAAAUUUAAUAUCCUCAUAGUUCUGCUGAAUAUAACAAAAGUACUAAUUAUUUGUUCUACAUGCUUAACUACUGGUUAUUCGUUCAUUAUUCUGAUUAUUGUCUGCUUGCCCCCCACACUAAAUAAAUACCAGUCUUAUUUACUAUCUGAGUCUGAAUUCUACUGAUCAACAUAUUUUAUCCUGGAGACUGAACUUUUCACAUUUUGUAUGGUUUUUAUAGAGAACUGAAAGUGGAUGAUGUACACCAAUGGUCACUAACCCUGUUCCUGGAGAUCUGCCUUCCUGAAGACUUUAGCUCCAACCAUAAUCGUGUCCAGCUGACCAUCUGAACAUUGCCUUAAGAAGUUCUUGAUCAACUAAAACAGGUUUGUUUGAUUUUGGUUGGAGAUGAAACCUGCAGGAAGGUAGAUCUCAAGGAAGAGGGUUGGUGACCAUGGGUGUACACUUUAUUAAACAUUAAACCAAUGCGUCUGAUUUUUUUAAUUUAUUAUUUUUAGUAAUGAAUAGAGGAUUUCGUUUUAAAUGUGAUUUCUGUUGCUUUAGUAAGUACAUUCUUUUCAGUGGUGACAAUGGAGUAUGAUGCUCCAAAAGUACAAAUACAAAAUGUAUGCAGUUUGCAUGUUGUAUGUAAAAUAGAGGGUAUGAUUUAAAAACAAAUAUGAAAAAAGGAAGCAUUUAACCAUUAUUUAAACUGAAAUAAAUCAUUCAACAAGUCAAAUCUUUGUGUUUCAUUACAAAUGAAUUUACUAUGUUGAGUCAUUGGGAUCAAGAAAACAGCUAUCCACUGUCAAAUAUUCACAGACAUGAAAAAGGAUAUCAAUAGAUAUCAAAGUGGUUAAUAAAUACAUACUCAGACCAACUGUACAAACAGAGAUUUGAAAAAGUUGGGGAGAAAAUCUGAAACGAUCAUCUGGAUUCAUCCUUGAAAUAAAAACGGAUUCAAGUCCAAAUUUAUUGUAGUCACAAAUGUCAUUUUGACUGUUUCACUGUUUAUAUCUACAAUAUUUGUGUGCAUUUUUGUUUAACUGUGAUAAUAAAGCAGCUUCUACAAAACCCAGUUCAGAUUAAAUGUAGUUAUUUUCUUGACUGGUAAGAGGAUUUUAAAUUAAUGAUUUACUGUACACUUCACUGA
Messenger RNA from Ictalurus furcatus (blue catfish), 2411 nucleotides. RefSeq names its product gastrula zinc finger protein XlCGF17.1. Gene Ontology annotation, molecular function: DNA-binding transcription factor activity; RNA polymerase II cis-regulatory region sequence-specific DNA binding. Gene Ontology annotation, biological process: regulation of transcription by RNA polymerase II. The transcript is spliced from 2 exons. The record is from RefSeq and is a predicted model, not a curated record. NCBI's taxonomy places the organism in Eukaryota, Metazoa, Chordata, Actinopteri, Siluriformes, Ictaluridae. The coding region runs from base 298 to 1170 and encodes 290 amino acids.